AUGUCCCAAGCGCUCGCGCGCCGCGGCUACCCCUUCCUUCUCGUACGUGUACAGGCUGUUCGCAGUCUCUGCUCGCACGCCGCCGGCGGGGGCGCGCCCUAUGGCGGCGGCGGCGAGCGGUGGAGGGGGCAUCCGCAGCAGCAGGAGGAGAGCAAGGCGGUGAAGGUGUCGGUGUGGUGGGACUUCCAGAUGUGCCAGCUUCCGCCCGGCGCUAACCCCUGCCGCGUGGCCCCGCGCAUCACGGCCGCGCUGCGCGCCGCCGGCAUCCGAGGGCCCGUCGAGAUCACCGCCUUCGGCGAUGUCUUCACGCUCCGCCGCAGCGUCCAGGAGGUCCUCGCGGCUACCGGCGUCGCGUUCUCGCACGUCCCCCCCAGUGGAAAGCCUGGUUCUGACAGAUCACUCAUGGCUGAUCUUGUCUAUUGGAUUGCUCAGAACCCUCCACCAGCCCAUUUCUUCCUUAUAUCUGGAGAUAAGCACUUCGCAAAUAUUCUGCAUCGCCUUCGGAUGAGCAACUAUAAUGUGCUGCUAGCCUGCCCUAAUACUGAGCCCAGUGUUAUGUGCAGUGCAGCAACAAUUAUGUGGCCGUGGGAUGCUUUAAUUGAAGGGGUUGGGUUUUCCCGGAAACAUUUUAACCACCCACCUGAUGGUUUGUCUGGCUCUUGGUAUGGUCACUACAGGGGAGCUCUUGAUGACCCCUUCCUGAAUGCAGAACCAGAGCAAUCCAUGAAUGUACCAUUGCAUACAAAGAAGCCGGAGAAGCCACCUAUAGUCCCCAAAUCUGAGGUCAGCGGGCCUGAUUAUUUCAAGGUUAUAGAUUCUGUACCAGGUGAUAGUCAACCUGCUGUAGUUGGUGAAAAAAGUUUUACAAGGCUGAAUUCUGGACAAAGUAAUGGUGAGGGAAAACGCUUCAUUGAGACUAAGAAUGAGAAGCCAUCUAAUGUUCCGCCUUCUACAUCAGAUAUAUUAUCUGCAGAACUAAAGAAGAUUCCUGUGGGUGAUGACCCCUUCCUGCAAGCAGAAUCAAAGCACUCCAUGAAUGUACCAUUGCAGACCAAGGAGCCAGAGAAGCCACCUACAGUCCCUGGAUAUGUGGCCAACAUGAUUAGGAUAGUACUGAACUAUUAUCCUGAAGGGGUCAAUCUUGAAGAUCUUCUAUCAGAACUUAAAAGGAAGGGGGUUGUGGAUAAUCGAUUAUUAGGCUUCAAAAACUUCUCUGAUCUGCUCCAAUCUAUUCCUUGUUAUGUCAAAUUUAUAGAUCCUCUACCGGGUGAUAGUCGACCUGCUGUAGUUAAUGGGAAGAACUUCAAAAGAAUGAGUUCUGCUCAAAGUAAUGAUAAUGGAAAGCGCUUCAUUGAGAUGAAGAAUGGCAAGUCACCAUUAUCUAAUGCCCCAAGUUCUCCAUCAGAUAUAUUACCUCCAAAACAACAGAAAAGUCUGGUAAUUGAUGCUCCAUCUUCCCCGUUUGAUCCGUUUUCUAGUAGAGAUCAAAGGAAAUCUCCACCCAUAGAUUUUAUUAAGCCCGCAGAAUCACCUGCCUGCCAUAUGGAAGCUGAUACGGUGAUCGCUGCUGGAACUCCCUCUUCAGGGCUGCAAGGUACUAUUAGUAAAAAGGGGCUAUUUGAAAGGAUUCAGAUUCUAUGGAAUGGUCCUAAGCCCACUAAGCCCCAGGUCUAUCCGUGUAAUGAUGCUACUUUUUCUAAAGGGUUCAAUGAUGCAACAACUCCUGAUGGGAAAGGUCUUGCUAACAAUUCCGCAGUUAGCACUAGUUUGUCAAAUGACCCUUCUAAUAACUGUUCUGAAUUAGAUGCCAAGGGGAAUUUUGUGAAUACAAAGAAUUACUCUAACAAAACAGUCGACAUCAGCGAAGCUGGAAAGAUACAAGGUUUUGGAGAAAGCAACAAAGGAAUAUUUAGCUGGGCAGCAAGCUGGUGGUCAUCUGGAAAAUCUGAUAAACAAGAUAGUAGAAAUCAUACAGAUGCCACUGAUGGAACAAGGAUAGACUCGGAGAAAGGAUCUGCAUCUGUUAAGAUAGCUGACUGUGCAAGGGGGGCGCAAGUAGGAGUUGAAAUGUUUGAAAAAUCUUACUUCUGGGAUGCACUAGAAGAAUAUUUGUUAACCCCUCAUGGAUCAGAACUUGUUUCAGAAGCAAAGGCAAGGGAGGAGUUGGCACAUGGACUACAGAACGGUUGUUGGCUUCUCAAAGGCCUUGAUGAGAAAAAUAUACAUCAGUUAGUACAUCUGUUAAUCUCUGAAAAGAAAUGGAUCAAAGAAUGUAGUUCAGAAACUUUUCAUUUCCAACUUACACUACCUCCGAGAGGAAAAUGUGCUCCAUUUCAUUCCGGCACAAUGGAAGGGACAAGUCCUCCUAUUACAAAUGGAAGACCAUUGGAGCAGUGUAACUCUGUACGUGACAGAAGCACAGCCAUAUCAGGCAAGUUGUCCCAGUUGUUAGCUGCAAGAAACGGGAAGGGCCAGGCAAGCUACAAGGACAAUGAAAACCAAGGUAAUAACUUUGACUGGGAAGAACUUGGCCCUAUAUCCAGCGUUGUUGAACCUCAUCCAGGAAUUGAUAAAGUGGUGCGCUAUCAACCUCCUACACCUUCAGUCGAUGAAUUUUCAGAUGAUGAAAAUCACUUGUCAGGUCAAAAAGCUGGAAAAUAUCCGGAUGCCAAAUUUUACGCGGAAGAAAAUCAUACAGCAAGCCAACAAGCAGGACAGGAUUCGGAUGCCGAAUUUUCCGAUGAUGAAAACCAUUUGGCAAAGGAACAAGUGGGGAAAUAUUCGGAUGCUGAUUCUUCUGAGGAUGAAAAUCAUACGGAAAGCCAACAAGCAGGAAAAGAUCCAUCCCGGAGUUCACUCUUCGAAAUUCUUGCUUCGUGGAACACCAGCAAGGACGAUGGCUCUAGGAGGAGAGAUCGUGACAUUGACAGGCUCGGUAGGAAACCACCAAGAAAUACCACCGUGGAUUGCUCUCGAAAUGACAGAGGUUAUCGUCAGUGUUGGCGCCCUACGUCCAAGCAUGUCAACUCUGAAGUGGUGCUUUGAAAGUAUAAAAUGCUGCCGAAGUUGAUCUUUGUGAUUCCAUGUUCUCUCAUUUAUUUUUCAUUUUUAACACGUUUCUGG
Lolium rigidum is the source of this 3123-nucleotide messenger RNA. RefSeq lists its product as uncharacterized. Gene Ontology annotation, biological process: regulation of gene expression. The transcript is spliced from 3 exons. Gene Ontology annotation, molecular function: RNA nuclease activity. Lineage: Eukaryota; Viridiplantae; Streptophyta; Magnoliopsida; Poales; Poaceae. The coding region runs from base 1 to 3045 and encodes 1014 amino acids. Gene Ontology annotation, cellular component: peroxisome. The record is from RefSeq and is a predicted model, not a curated record.